Hydra vulgaris (swiftwater hydra) is the source of this 1053-nucleotide messenger RNA. Its product is annotated as zinc finger MYM-type protein 5-like. Lineage: Eukaryota; Metazoa; Cnidaria; Hydrozoa; Anthoathecata; Hydridae. The record is from RefSeq and is a predicted model, not a curated record.
AUGGAACAAAAAAGAAAAAAAUUAUCUGGAAGUCAAUACAAAAAGAAACGCUUAAAGAAUAAGGAACAAGAAAGAAAGCUCAGCAAUGUUAUGAAGAAAUUCUUAGUACAAAAGUGCGGUUUAGAUGAGCCAUCCACAUCAGCAGCAACUGAUUUUGCAAAUAACAACACAGUGCCGCCCCAAUCACUUCUAGAAGAAGUUGUUGAAGAGAGCCAAAUACUAACACCAUCAGAUCUUAAUGAACAGCCGGGCAGCACAUCCACGUCAACUGCGACUGCCUUGGAUUUGGCAAAUAAAAACACAGUGCCGCCCCAAUCACUUCUAGAAGAAGUUGUUGAAGAGAGCCAAAUACUAACACCAUCAGAUCUUAAUGAACAGCCGGGCAGCACAUCCACGUCAACUGCGACUGCCUUGGAUUUGGCAAAUAAAAACACAGUGCCGCCCCAAUCAAUUCCAGAAAAAAUUGUUGAAGAGAUCCAAAAAUUAACAUCAUCAGAAGUUCAUCAAGAACCGGGCCGCAUUAGCAGUCGCAGUCAGCAGGUAUUAAAAGAAAUUUCUUCAGAUCCUGCAUUAUGGCUUACUUUCUGCAUGUCAUCUCAAACUCGUCAACUACUGGUUGAGAGGGGUCCCCAUCAAAUUAAAGAAUUCGAGUUUCCUAUUAAUAAAGGAAAGCGUAGAUUUUUGCCCUCGUAUUAUUCGAAAGUGUUGAGCAAUGGUGAAGUCGUUGAGAGAAGUUGGCUUAUUUACUCUAUUGCAAGUGAUGCCGUUUUUUGCUUUUGUUGUAUAUUAUUUGAUAAUUCGUCUGAUAUUAGUGACUGGCCCAAAAAAGGCUAUUCUGACUGGAAAAAUCUUAUAAGAGCCCUCACAAUGCACGAAAAGUCUGUAAAUCACAGAAAUGCUUUUAGAGCAUGGAAAGAAUUGGACAUUCGAUUGAAGCAGAAAAAAAAUAUAUACGCUGAAUAUCAACGAAUUAUGGAUAUGGAACUUCAGCAUUGGAGAGGAGUUAUAAAAAGAAUUAUGUCAAUAAUUAAACUAUUGGCCUCACAAUGUUAA